Messenger RNA from Bombina bombina (fire-bellied toad), 1944 nucleotides. Its product is annotated as gastrula zinc finger protein XlCGF26.1-like. The record is from RefSeq and is a predicted model, not a curated record. Gene Ontology annotation, biological process: regulation of transcription by RNA polymerase II. The transcript has 5 exons. Gene Ontology annotation, molecular function: RNA polymerase II cis-regulatory region sequence-specific DNA binding; DNA-binding transcription factor activity, RNA polymerase II-specific. Lineage: Eukaryota; Metazoa; Chordata; Amphibia; Anura; Bombinatoridae. The coding region runs from base 84 to 1496 and encodes 470 amino acids.
GGAACUAGCUGGUAUCGUUCUAACGCUCCAAGUCGUAGGAAGUAAAGGAGAAAGAUUCUAAGAAUAUCUGACAAAUUCAGUAGAUGAACAAGACAAUGUCUGACAAGAACCAAACCUCAGACCUUCCUGAUGCACACCGAGGACGUCUAGAGGAAAACCGGGGUACUGGACUAUUAAAUGUGAAGGAAGAGGAUGAGACAGACAACAUGAAUAGUCAUCAGCCUGAAAUACAUUGUUCCCUCCCUGCCGAUGAAGAUAUCGCUGAUAUAGUGAAAGUUGAGAUAACAGAAAAUCUGUUUACGUGUGAUCAGGUGAAGACUGAGGAGGAUGAAGUUCCUAUAACUACGUCUACAGGUGAAUUCAUAAACUGCAAUGAUUCUAGUCAUCAUGGUCAGAGUACAGAAGUUUAUUUAAAUCUUCAAAAUGAAACAAAACAAAUUGGAAAUAUAUGUUCUGAAUGUGGGAAAUGUUAUAUUAAGAAAUCACAGCUUAUUAGUCACCAGAAAAUUCAUACAGGAGAAAAAGCAUUUCCAUGUUCUGUAUGUGGGAAAUGUUUUACUAUAAAAUCAAAUCUUAUUGUCCAUCUCAAAAUUCAUUCAGGGGAGAAAGCAUUUUCAUGUUCUGACUGUGGGAAAUGUUUUAAUCGGAAAUCAAAUCUUAUUAUGCAUCAGAAAAUUCAUAUGGGGGAGAAAGGAUUUCCAUGUUCUGAAUGUGGGAAAUGUUUUCACCAGAAAGCAAAUCUUUAUAGACAUUUGAAAAGUCAUACAGGAGAGAAACCAUUUUCCUGUUCUAUAUGUGGGAAAUGUUUUACACAGAAAGGACGUCUUGUUGCCCAUCAGAAAAUGCAUUCAGAAAGAGAAUUUCCAUGUUCUGUAUGUGGGAAAUGUUUUACUUUGAAAUCAGAUCUUAUUGUCCAUCUCAAAAUUCAUUCAGGGGAGAAAGCAUUUUCAUGUUCUGUAUGUGGGAAAUGUUUUAAACGGAAAUCAAGUCUUAAUAUGCAUCAGAAAAUUCAUUCAGGGGAGAAAGCAUUUUCAUGUUCUGACUGUGGGAAAUGUUUCACUUGGAAAUUAAGUCUUAUUAUGCAUCAGAAAAUUCAUAUCGGGGAGAAAGAAUAUUCAUGUUCUGACUGUGGGAAAUGUUUCAUUUGGAAAUCAUCUCUUGAUAAGCAUCAGAAGAUUCAUACAGGAGAGAAAGCCUUUGCAUGUUCUGACUGUGGAAAAUGUUUUACUCGGAAAUCAACUCUUAUUGGCCAUCAGAAAAUUCAUACAGGAGAGAAAGAAUUUUCAUGUUCUGACUGUGGGAAAUGUUUUACUCUGAAAACAACUCUUAUUGGCCAUCAGAGAAUUCAUACAGGAGAGAAAGCAUAUACAUGUUCUAAAUGUGGGAAAUGUUUUAGACUGAGAUCGACUCUUGUUAAGCAUGAGAAAACUCAUAAUAAAGUAAAUCACAGAGUUGUCACCCACACAGUACCUAGUGCUGAUGAUGACUACAUGUGAUCCCCUGGGGUGCGCAGGUUUGGAGCUUUUUAAUACCCCUUCUGCACCUCAAGCAUUUACAAGGGUUCCUAUAUAGGUUUGAAUAGCCAAGUGAUCAUCUGGAGCCCCUUUGUAUUGAAGUUACAAAUAUAACCAUAAGCCCUUAUUUAUAUGACAUUUAGGUACUGUUGAGGGCAUUAUAGUUAGGUGAUCACUGAGGUGACAGUGUUUCUCUAGCUGGAAUUUAAAUUUACCAGAUGAAAAGGUUUACAGGGUGAGCCCCUACAUUAACAUAAAAAAUACAAUAGGGCUCCAAAAACACUUGUAUGGAAUAGGAUAUCCUCCUAGCUACAUAAAAUGCAUUGGGAAAAAAAUAAUUCCGUUCAAUUACUAAUUUCUAUAGAAAACCAUAGUGUUAUUUUCCAACAACCUAGUUUAUUAAAAUUGUAAUAAAAUAUGCAUUUUUUCA